Molecule: messenger RNA, 477 nt
Organism: Aegilops tauschii subsp. strangulata
Lineage: Eukaryota; Viridiplantae; Streptophyta; Magnoliopsida; Poales; Poaceae
Source: RefSeq, a predicted model, not a curated record
AUGGGGCCCGCCGGGCCCAGAUCUGGGCGGGGUCACGACGACGGCCACCCAGCACCACCACGCCGCCCUGCCGCCAAGGAGCGGCGCCGACACCACGCCUGCUGCCGGCCGCCGCCGCAGGGCAGCCGGACCGCAGCCAUGCCGAGCUGCACCGCCGCCGCCUCCCUGCCCCGGGAAGGGAGCACACGCGCGGGGGAAAGGGAAGGCCCGCCGCCGCCGGAACCACCCGGGCCAGCGCCGGGGGCGACCGCCGGCGGCGGCGAGAGGAAAAGGGGGAGGAGGGGGCCCGCGGAAGAGGGGCACGAGCUCCUCCCCGGCCACCUCCCGGGGAGGCGGCGCGAGGCGGUUCCCCCUCCCCACCUCCCGCCGCCGCCGGCCCCGCGCCCCACCUCUGCCCCCGUACAACACCAGGUUGCGGCGACGCUUGCGCUCCAACCUGUCCAUGAAGCGUUGGACAUGGCGUUGUUGCUACACUAG